GGAGAAACUGUGAGCGGCGCUGUGCGGACUCACACGGCACAUCACACAUUCUCAACAGUAAUAUUUCCUGACCCGCUGUUUGCUCUAACGGGACAACUUUAACCCUGUGGAUAUUUGUUUUUACGCACAGCUACUUUUGCGCUUCCAGCUCGACUUUGGAGACCGGAAACGUGCUGCUGCUGAAACCAUGAUAAUGAGGAUGCAGGGGGGAGGCUGCUACCUAAAGUGCAGUCCUUGCUAGACUGCACCUCACUAAAGACCCUUUCUCCCUCACCCAUCACUGCUCUGGGACAUCCACCCCCCCCUCCCUCCCAUGGCCAACCAUCUGGAGCUGAUCCAGGAGUUGCAGCAGCUGGACAAGGUGCCCAGUCUAGAGAGGCUCCGGGCGGCACAGAAGAGGAGGACACAGCAGCUGAAGAGAUGGGCGGUGUACGAGAAGGAGAUGCAGAACAAGAAGAAGAAGGCUGACAAGAAGAGCCGCUGCAUCAACAACAACCAGCAGGAGUCCAAGAGGCAUGUGUCGUUUGCUGCUAAUGUGGCACUACUGGAAGCAUCGGCCCGAAAUGAUCCGGAGGAAGUGCGGCACCUGCUGAGGAACAACGUGAGCCCCGAUCUGUGCAAUGAAGACGGACUCACCGCUCUGCAUCAGUGCUGUAUAGAUAACUAUGAGGAGAUGGUGAAGAUCCUUCUGGAGAGAGGAGCCAGUGUGAAUGCUCAGGACAAUGAGCUGUGGACUCCUCUGCACGCUGCUGCCACCUGUGGCCACGCUGGUCUUGUCAAGAUACUCAUCGCACACGGUGCUGACCUCCUGGCAGUUAACUCAGACGGGAACAUGCCCUAUGACCUUUGUGAGGACGACCCUACACUGGACAUCAUUGAGACGGCUAUGGCCAACAGAGGCAUCACGCAGGAGAUGAUCAACGAGACGCGAGCCUCAACGGAGCGGAGCAUGCUGGGAGAUAUUCAGGAGCUUAUGAGGCAAGGAGAGGAGGUCAACCAGCAGGACUCUCAGGGUGCCACUCUGCUCCAUAUUGCUGCAGCGAAUGGCUACGUCCAGGCUGCAGAGUUACUCCUGGAGGGGGGAGCACGCAUGGACCUGAGGGACUCCGACGGGUGGCAGCCCCUCCAUGCGGCGGCGUGUUGGGGGCAGAUGCAUGUGGCAGAGCUGUUGGUUUCACACGGAGCCAGUCUCAACGCCAAAACGUUUCUUGAGGAGACGCCCAUUGAUUUGUGUGAAGAUGAGGAGUUCCGAAAUAUCUUGUUGGAUCUCAAACACAAACAUGACAUCAUCAUGAAGUCUCAAAACAAGCACAAGACCUCACUGUGCAGGAGGACCUCCAGCGCAGGAAGUCGUGGUAAAGUUGUGCGGAGGGCCAGCCUGUCUGACAGACACAACCUGUGCCGGAAAGAGUAUGAGACAGAGGCUAAAAUGUGGAGAGGAGGAAGAGAAGAGCAGGAUGAACGAGAGAGGGACACUGACCAGGAGAACAGACAAGUGCUUAAUGUGAAGCCAGUGAUCGAGCUGCCAGACAGACCCAAGCUACCCGCCAUCCUCAAAGACAAUCGACAGAACGGGCUCAUCUCCACCACGACAUCCAUGCCCCCGCAGUCCCCCUCCAACGGCACCGCCCCAGACAAGACCUCCCUCCUGUCCACGCCCACUCAGGAAGAGACCUGGGCCCGGGACCGCCCCCAAACUCUGUCAGAGCUGAAAAAACAAAGAGCAGCAGCCAAACUGUUGAACCACCCUUUGUUCAACGGUCAUCUCGGCAACGGCUCCACGGACUCCUUCUCCGACGCCAGAAACAAUUCUGACGACCCCCGCAUGCCGUUGGUCUCGUCCAAUGGCAGCGCAGUUUACUACACUCCGGCCAGUGGGGACCCGCCCCUGCUGAAACUUAAGCAGCCACUAGAAGAAGAGGCGCCCAAACCUCGGACCUGCUGCUGUGUGUCAUAGCACCCUGGUCAUGUGAUCACUGAUGUCACUAAAAGUAUUUGGAGUUAGGAAAGACAGUGUUUCUCCCUCACACCUCCUCCACUGCACAGGAGUACACGGCUCGCUACUGAAAAUGGAAACUCGCCAUAUGAACAAGUGACAAAUGUUAAAAAGGCAAAUAAGAACAACACUUUCUGGAGAAAUACAGAGAGGCAGAUUUGUAAUUUACAUGAAAGGCCACUUUGAUCUGAUGGAAAGAGAAUCUGCCUGUAGCUUCUCAGUAAAAGUACGGAGAUUCAAGUCAAGAAUUGAAGUCUAUGAAGUAACUGAAGGUACUGCAUGUUCUGUUGCAGGGCGCAAAUGGGAAAGCUUUUGUGUCUCCACAGAGGUUAUUAUAUCAGUACAGGUGAGCACAACAGUCACAUGCCUUUUAGACCAAACUUAUCUUCUUCAUGUUCACGUAGGUCGGUAGAACUGAAAAGCUUAAUUACAAUUUGCGUUACAUGUAAAGACCAGCAAAAUCUAUAGAAAGGUAUUAUAUGAAAUGAUAAAAGAUCAACCUUUAUGCUUUUAACUUGAAAAAUUCCAACCCUGUUACCUUACAACUAGUCUUUUUUUAGUAUUUCUUGAUUUUCACAGCAAAACAUGCUCUUUUUGAGAACUGUAAAAGUAAAUACCAAUAUGUGUAUGAAUAACUAAUACAUAUUGUGUCCAGUGUGUCUGUGUAAUAUCACUUAAUGUUGAAAACCUAAAUCUGACCAGAAUACAUGUGCUAUUGGGGAAAA
Messenger RNA from Periophthalmus magnuspinnatus, 2721 nucleotides. It is a transcript of the gene ppp1r16b, whose product is annotated as protein phosphatase 1, regulatory subunit 16B. Gene Ontology annotation, molecular function: protein binding; enzyme inhibitor activity; protein phosphatase regulator activity. The record is from RefSeq and is a predicted model, not a curated record. NCBI's taxonomy places the organism in Eukaryota, Metazoa, Chordata, Actinopteri, Gobiiformes, Gobiidae. Gene Ontology annotation, biological process: establishment of endothelial barrier; regulation of sprouting angiogenesis. Gene Ontology annotation, cellular component: cytoplasm. Bases 314 to 1957 code for a protein of 547 amino acids. The transcript is spliced from 11 exons.